Fusarium tjaetaba is the source of this 2451-nucleotide messenger RNA. Its product is annotated as nitrate assimilation regulatory nirA. The coding region runs from base 1 to 2451 and encodes 816 amino acids. The transcript is spliced from 9 exons. Gene Ontology annotation, cellular component: nucleus. NCBI's taxonomy places the organism in Eukaryota, Fungi, Ascomycota, Sordariomycetes, Hypocreales, Nectriaceae. Gene Ontology annotation, biological process: regulation of DNA-templated transcription; DNA-templated transcription. Gene Ontology annotation, molecular function: DNA-binding transcription factor activity, RNA polymerase II-specific; DNA binding; zinc ion binding. The record is from RefSeq and is a predicted model, not a curated record.
AUGAGCAGGGCAGGGGAACUACCUGCAGAAGGGAAAUCUACAGCGACGACCAUGGAAGACCUCAACUUGGUUCUUGGACACAAGACCUCACGGAGUCUUGCUGAUAGUGAGAGUCUAGCCAGCGCCAACCGAAGCAGCAGCAGCAGCAUGGGCUGUCGAGUCUGUCGCGCGAGAAAGGUCAAAUGCGACGGUCGGCCCAACGGCUGUCGCAAUUGUGAACGUCUCCAACUCGAGUGUGUUGACGAUGACGGUUCAAAGUCUGGCAGUCGGCGUGGAUCAGUUCCUGUGUCCCUGAGGAAGAUCAGGACUUACCGGUCAUGUACCAGCUGUCGCGUAUCAAAGACUAAAUGCGACGGCGACCGCCCGAGAUGUUCACGAUGUAGCGCCCGUAAUCUCGAAUGCCAGUAUGACGGAGGCUCGGCUCCUCGCUGGGCACGCAACCUCAGCAAGGCACCAACUUCGGGCUCGACUGAGGAAGAUCUAGAGUCUUCUCUGGAUGCUUCCUCAAUUGCUGGGGAGAGUCUGAGGUCACACAGUCUCAUCCAGUCACGGGAGAACGAUGUCGCAACGUCUCAUCGAUCAAGCACCAGAGAUACCAGCAGCAUUAAUCCACCCAUAGACUUUUCCGAUGAUACCGAGUUAUCUAUUCAUUCAUGGCUCAUAUCACCAGAUCUCCCAUCUGGAAACAAUAUUCGUACCGUAGUCGACCACUAUUUUGCCAACAUUCAUCCUCUGCGAUGCUUUGCUUUUGUACAUAGACCAUCAUUUGCUCGUCUGUUAGAUAAGGGCUUUGAGUCCGAUGACGAGAAGGCACUGCUGCACAUUAUUUGCGCACAAGGAGCCAAAUUCUAUGCUUUGUCCAUCAAUUUGGAGGAUCAAGAUGCCAAAGCGAGUUUGAUCCGAGCUGCGGGCAACAGCUGGGCACAAAAGGCUGAAAUGCUGGUGCUCACCAACUUUGGCAAGAUUUCAGUCCAAAGACUCAUGACAUGCAUAUUACUUUACGACUUCCAUUUCAGACUAGGCGAAUACACCCAAGCUCUGAUGCUGAGUGGUCUCGCAGUCCGAAUGGCUCACGCACUACAGCUCAACGUUGAAUUCUCACCCGACAUUCUCUGCGCAGAGGCCAACGAGUCCUCCCCUCCAGCCGUUGAGAAGGAGAGUCGUCGUAGACUCAUGUGGGCCUGCUACAUCCUAGAUGCCUGGACGGGUAGUGGUGUCGAUCAAUUAACACUACUGCGUGAAGCCGAUAUUAAAAUCCAGUUGCCAUGUAACGAACGUAACUUCAGACUCCGGAUCCCUUGUGUAACUGAGACGCUCGGUGUUGGCCACGUUCUGCAAUUCCUCCCUCCUGCGAUUGUUCCACGAAGGCCGGCUGCCAACAUGGGCAUCAUGGCUUACUACAUCCGAAUUGUCACCUUAUGGAAACGGGUAGUCAGAUAUGUAAAGCAUCUGAAUACGAGCCCGCCUCCGUGGCUUCCAGAGUCCGACUUUGCAGCUCUUGAUGCAGAUUUGCGAUCAUGGGGACGACAUCUUCCCGAGUUCAUCUCAUACUCCACUGACACCAUUUACGCACGCCUCGAAUCCGAUCAGCUCGGAAUAUCUAUGCCUGAUCUUUUCAAGUUGAUCAAGCCUUUCUACUUCCCACCUAACCAGCAAGAGUUCCUGCAAUCGUUACAAGCCGAUUGCUUUUACCAUGCGAAGCAGAUCUCCACUAUCUUAGCUGAGGCGGUACAACAUGGUGCAAGAUAUCUUGCCGAUAGUCUCCUCCCCUGCUUCGCUUAUGAUAGUAGCCGUGUGAUGUUGUACUACAUUGCAAGGCUCCUUGACUUGAGUAGACCUGAUGCAGAAACGAUUGUUGUGGACGCAAUCAAUGCCGUGGAAAGUAACAGCAAGAUCCUACGGACAAUGGCAGCUCUGUUCCCACUCGCCGAUUCUCUAGCAACGACGACUGAAAGAUGGCUGGCCAAGAUUCGCAAGACUUUUGCCCAGGAUGAACAUAUGAGCGACCGUCCUUUCCAUGGCGACGAGGAAAGGUCACCGAUUCUGACUGGGAGUCCCGUCACCAGCAGUCCUGACGAGGCCAUGGGAGCUCUUGGCCUGGCACGUCUUGCGCAAGGUCAAAGCAGUGAUAUGAAGCCGAUAGACCGUGAUGCUUGGAACAAGGUGGAAAGCGGCAGUCCAACUGCGAGCAAAAAAGGAGCUGGAUCUGUGUCUGGGGCGAGCAGUCAACCCGAAGUAACGCCCGCACGAUCCAAACUACAGCACGAGCAGCCAGUAUCUCAACGGACACCCCCAGGAGCUACGACUUCACACAUGGACCACCAAGCAGUAGAUCUCAGCGAUUUGCAAAACUACCUCUCGUGGGAUAUGUAUGGAAUUAUGGAGAUGAACGACAAUGGCUUGAAGGCUGGCAUAGAAGACAAUGGCAUGCCAUCCUGGAGUACGAUGUGA